Messenger RNA from Sorex fumeus (smoky shrew), 1873 nucleotides. RefSeq names its product immunoglobulin superfamily member 6 (gene IGSF6). The record is from RefSeq and is a predicted model, not a curated record. NCBI's taxonomy places the organism in Eukaryota, Metazoa, Chordata, Mammalia, Eulipotyphla, Soricidae. The transcript has 6 exons. Bases 1 to 714 code for a protein of 237 amino acids.
AUGGACACCAUGAGCACGGCCAGGAUUGUCCUUGGUCUGAAAAUCAACCUGAUUCUAUUUCAUGUCGGUGUCGCUGGCCAAUGCACUGUCUCCAUCUCUCAGCCUCCGUACCUCGAGGUGGACUACACGCAGGAGGCCGUGACAAUGCAGUGCUCCUUUGACACCUCGGGCUGCCCCCCGGAGCCCCCAACCAGCCUGUGGUUUCGCUAUGGGGCGCACCAGCCCGAGAAUCUGUGUGAAAAAGGAUGCAAGAGUGAGAAAUUCACCGAGAGGAAGAACAUGGCCGAGAAGCAAGUUUUCCUCACUGUGAACCAAGUGGCCCCCAAUGAUAGCGCCAUCUACAUCUGUGGCAUUGCCUUUGCAGCAUCGGGGGACCCGGGGGCUAAGCGGACAGGCAACGGGACCCUGCUGGCGGUAAGAGACACCAAGAUUCUCAGCAAGACGGUGCAGAGUCUCCUGACAGCUGUCUUAGCACUGCUCUCCAUUUACAUUGUUGGUGUGGCUCUGGUCUUCAUCAUCCUGUCCAAAACAAAAUCUAAGUGUCAAAGAAACAAAGUAACAGAAGACUCACAAAAGAAAAUGAGUGCUCGGCGCAUUUUUCAGGAAAUCGCUCAAGAACUAUAUAAUAAAAGACACGUGGAAACAAGCCAUCCACCUGACAGAAACGACACCUACGAAAACAGAAGUGCGCUUUCCAAGUAUGAAAGACCGUAGGAAGGUUUUAAUUUUCAACUAAGUCAUCAGAAAUCCAACUGCAAACGUCAUGGCAGUAUUAAUGGACAUAUGCCCAUGAGGACUUUAAAUGAACAACUCACUGGAAAUGGAAAAAGCACCUGGCUGUAAGCAGAAUGAAUAUAAGGCAUCUCUAGCAGUAAUUACCGAAACCCAACAAAACACAACCGAAAAAAGUACUUGAUUUUGCCGUAAAACUUCUAAGGAGCCUUUUUAUAAUCUUUAAGGACUCUUCAAAGACUUCCAAAUUUGCUCCAUUCCAUCCACAUGGGGUGCAUGGUAACAUCCCCAACAAGGGAAAGAAUGAAGUCACAUCACAUGGUUCAGUCUCUAGGAGAAUCAUCUUUAUGGGCUGUGGAACUGGUGCACAAUUAGACUACCCGGGAGGGAAGGCGGGGAGGAAAGAGCAAGAGUCAAACCUGAGUUAAAAUCAUCUUGGAAAGCACCCAGGGGACCGGAGUGAUAGUACAAUGGGUAGGGUGCUUGCCUUGCACGCGCCCGACCCCAGGCUCAACCCCCGGCACCCCUAUGGUCCCUGAGCCUGCCAGGAGUGAUCCAAGAACGCAGAGCAGAGUCAGCCCUGAGCACCACCGCCAGGUGUAGCCCAUCAGGGUGUGACCGCUGGGCAAAGGUGUAACACACCUUCCUGCCGGAGUCUGUGAAAUAACCAGCCUCACGCUAAGUCACAGAAAGUGAGCAAAGGAUGUAACGGACGAGAUGAUAAAGUGAGACUAUGAAAGCCAAGGAAAUAGGUAAACCAGAGUAUGGGGUUAAAUCCAACGCAGUGCAGAUCAGCCACGACGGCCCCUAGGUGUCAGUGUUGGGCCCCACCCAAACACCGGCCCCAGCACGGCGGCACUCAGUACAGUUAGGAGGACAGCGCCCUGGGUACAGCAAGGAUGUUUAGAGACUGAAUUACAUUGCUACUGAAAGAACAUUUAGUCUGUUCCUCGAAUAUUCAAUGCAAAAACACCUAAAGUAUCCACAAGCAAGCCUGAAAAUUAUGAAACAUGAAUUACAACCUCGUUAUGUUUAUUUCAUCCCAGGGCUUCUUUUAAACUAGUAUUAAAUUAGGGGUCUGGUCAGUUUAAAAUGCCAAUGAAAUUGUAAACAUGUUAAGAUUCUUCUGAACUUGUUUUGU